AAAAUGGAAGAAUCAUUGAGUUCUAUAAAAAUCAAUGAGUUAUUAUAGAAUUCAGUGGGAAGAAUCAGUGAGGAAAAUACUUUACGGUGAUAAAAUAUAAAAUAAUAAGAUUUCUAAAUUCUGUUUUUCAUUCGCUGACUAACGCCACAAAUGAAUGAUUGCGACUGGACUGAGUUACCUUGUGGAAUCUCUUACUCGCCAGAUAAUAGUGAAAAGUCAUUUUCUGCUUAUUCUCCUGAUUCGAGAAACCACAAUCAUGUGGGAUUAGAAAUAGAACCAACAAAAGAACCAUGUCGGAAAACGGAGCUUGAGAACGCUGACAACGAGGCAUUGGGUGGUCAGGUUGAAGAUGAAAAAAAUAUCUCAAAUAAAUCCGUUGUAAAAUCAGAUCGGGAAAAGGAGUCAUGUCCAAUUUGCUUGAGUUCAUUUGAAGACAGAUCAUUUCUUGAUCAAUGUUUUCAUUCAUUUUGCUUUUGUUGUAUAUUGCAAUGGUGUGAUGUUGUUCAAACAUGUCCACUUUGUAAAGCAGGAUUUGCGUCUAUUAUACACAAAGUGAAAUCAAUGCAAGAUUAUGAACAGUUCAUAAUUGCAAAAGAAGAGAAGAAAAAAGAGAAUAUUCGUGGAAGUCAUUCACACAUUCCAUCUUUUGAUGAACGUGGAUUCAACGAACGUGGUGAAAGGUUUCGUUAUCGAACUACCAGAUCUGCAUCGAGUGCAACAAGUCCUCAGCCUCAAUCUGUUGGUUUUCAUAUACAGAAUAGAGUCAUUAAUAGCGGCGUUCGAAGACGGCCGAGUGUGGCCUGGGGAGGAGAGCAAUCAGUUAGACGGCACACUACACGUUCAAGGAAUAAAGUUAAAGGAAUAGAAAGAAGGCAAGUUUACGCUUUCAACUUACGAACGACAUCGACUUCUUGUGGUCAUAAACAACGUUUCAGAAAUAUCACCUCUCAGUUUUCAAAACGUAUCAAGGCUGUACGCAUCGUCUUAUACCUUGGCUUUCAAGAGAUCUCAAAGUUCUCCUGGGAAAUAAUGAAGGAGAGGUCAAUUUCCUUAUAGAAUUUGUUCUUUCUUUGAUAACAAGAAUCGACAUGGAUAGUGCGCGAUUCGUUGAAGAACUACAACCGUUUCUUCUUCAAACAACAGAACAUUUUGUUCACGAACUUGUAGCGUUUGCUAAAUCUCCUUUCGAUAUCAACACGUAUGACGAACGAGUUUUUUAUCCAUGGCCGGAGGAACGCGUUGAAAAUAUCGUAAAUGAGGAAAGAAUCGAUAAAUCCGAUAGGUCUUCUUUGAUGAGGGAAGUCACUCCUCUUUCCAGUUGCCCGUGGAAUGAAACUCCAAGACUACACGAGCAUGAUGUCAUAGAAAGUGCUGAAGUUUACCAAGGAAAUUCUUGUACAGUUACAAUAAAUGAUAACAUCGAAAUUAGCGACUCGCCUGAGUAUUAUGAUGAAAUGAAAAGAGAAACGCGAGUUUCAAAGAAAGAUGAAAUGGAAAUUUGUGAGAGUGUUUCUACAGCAAGUGUUUUAGUUACAACAGACAAAUCUGAUACCACAAAAAUUGAUGUUCACUUUGGAGAUUGUAUCGGAAGUAAAAUCAUGUUCAUAUACAUAAACAUGUGCAUAAACACAAGCAUAAUCAUCACCAUAAACAUAAACACAAGAAAAAUACCAAAGUAAAAACAUAAGGAACGUGUUUAUUCAGUAGAACUUGUACAAAAUCAAAAGAAUGUUCUGCGGCCACUCAUGAAAAUUUUCUAUCAAUGAAGGCCAGGUCGAUACACGAAGCCUUGUGAGUGACCAUGUUUCUUCGCCAAGCGUGGAACAAAUGAAAACUGAACUUGAAGAACUUGAAAUGCUAAUAAAGAACAAGAAGAACAACUUUUGAGUUUAGGCAAUGAAAAAAGGAUGAUGAAUGUAUUCUACUGUCUGCUUUAGCUAUAUUUUAACACAACAAAAUCACGUCGUACUUGUAUGAACUAAACAAGUUUAAUAAUUUGUGUUGCGUAAAGAUAAAAUCAGUGUUCAGAG
This is a messenger RNA of Xenia sp. Carnegie-2017, 2030 nucleotides long. Its product is annotated as E3 ubiquitin-protein ligase Topors-like. Bases 151 to 1056 code for a protein of 301 amino acids. Gene Ontology annotation, biological process: protein polyubiquitination; protein monoubiquitination. The transcript has 8 exons. Gene Ontology annotation, molecular function: ubiquitin protein ligase activity. The record is from RefSeq and is a predicted model, not a curated record. Lineage: Eukaryota; Metazoa; Cnidaria; Anthozoa; Malacalcyonacea; Xeniidae.